UUCUCUUGUCUUAAUUUUAAGUUGUGUUUCUAUAAAUCCUAUUUUUAAUUCUGAUACGCAAACAAACUCUUUCCCAUUAAACCUUUUGCAAAUACCAUGUUUUAACCAUCUUUUGGCUUUGUCUUCUUGGUUCAUGUUCCCACCCUGACAUAAGGUUGCUCUUUUCAGAACCAAGCUUCUGAACUAAUCAUUUUUCAUCACCUGGCGCUGGCGCACCAAUCACGAAUCAACUAGGUAUAUAUAUAUAUAUAUAUAUAGCCUUUGUUGGUUUUGUGCUUACAUGGACAACAUGGGAGAUCAAAAGAGCCUCAUACAUGAGCUACUACAAGGUUUGGAGUUGGCAAGACAGCUCCAAAUCUAUCUUCACGUGCCUUCUUCUUCCCAAGAAACCCGUGAGCUGUUGAUCCAAAAGAUCAUAUCCACAUUUGAGAAGGCACUUGAAAUGGUAAAUUGGAAAGGGCCAGUGGGUGAAUCAUCACAACAUCCUUCAGGUGUUGUAAUUCGAAAGUCAGAUUCACCACCUUUGAGCAGCAGUCCCCGCAGUGAAGACUCUGACAGAGAUUUGAAGGACCAGGAAUCGAAUGCUUCCACAAAGAGAAACACUUUCCCAAGAUGGACAAAACAUAUUCGAGUUAACCCAGGAAUGGGAGUUGAAGGGCCUCUUGAUGAUGGAUAUAGUUGGAGAAAAUAUGGCCAGAAAGACAUUCUUGGAGCCAUGUAUCCAAGAGGCUAUUAUAGAUGCACUCACAGAAAUGUUCAAGGUUGCUUGGCCACAAAGCAAGUACAAAGAUCUGAUGAAGACCCCACUGUCUUCGAAAUCAAUUACCGAGGAAAGCAUACUUGCACAAUGGCCUCCAAUGUGGUUCCUACAUCAACUCCACUAGAAAACCAAGAAUCAAAUUUGAACACAAAUCCUCUUCAACAGCAUCAGAAUGUUCUGCAAAGCCUUGAGGAGCAACCAAACGAGCUACUUUUGAACCUCAGGGCAGGCCUUAAAGUCCAAACAGAGAACCUUGAUUCCACUGACCAAUCAUUUUCACCUUUCCAUUUCCCUUCAACUUCAAGCAUAAAAAUUGAAGACCAAGUUUUCCCGUCCCCUAUGGUUGGAAACAGCUUUGCUGAAAACUUGAAUUCCCCUUCGUACAUAUCCCCUGCUACAUCAGGAAUAAGCCACUUUUCGGUGUCUCCAAGUGGGGUUAACAGCUUUGGGGGGCACCCAAAUUUGGCAAGUUCUGGGUCUCAUAUCAAUGACAUGAUCCCUGCUGCUACUUCAGCUGCAAACUCACCAACCGUUGGUUUGGAGUUUCCAUUUGACCAGUUUGAAUUUGAUGGUCAGAACUUCACAUUCCAUAACCCACGAUUUUUCUCGUGAGGUGUAUUGAAUUCAGGGAAGAAUCCGAAUAAAUGUCAAAAAAUAAUUUUAAAAAAUGGUGGAAUUAUAAGUGCUGUUAAACUCAAGACUUCUAGCAUAUAGACUAUCGUUUAUAAAGAGAGGCAAAAACAUUUAUAUGUAUGUCUUAACUACUUGUAACUUAGGGUGUGCAAAUCUAAGCUCGCUUUGUCAACAGGAAUUUUCUGUUCUCAUUAUAGACAGGUCAAGUUAUCACGUUGUAUUUCUUUUGUUUUUGUCCUUCCUGCUUCUUCUCA
This is a messenger RNA of Gastrolobium bilobum, 1647 nucleotides long. RefSeq names its product probable WRKY transcription factor 30. The transcript is spliced from 3 exons. Gene Ontology annotation, biological process: regulation of DNA-templated transcription. Gene Ontology annotation, molecular function: DNA-binding transcription factor activity; transcription cis-regulatory region binding. Lineage: Eukaryota; Viridiplantae; Streptophyta; Magnoliopsida; Fabales; Fabaceae. The record is from RefSeq and is a predicted model, not a curated record. The coding region runs from base 281 to 1372 and encodes 363 amino acids. Gene Ontology annotation, cellular component: nucleus.